GUAGACAGCAUGCGGCAAACGGCAUUAACGGCAUCACAAUGAAGUGCGCGAUCGUUCUACUGGCUCUGGCAGCUUUUGGGGCGGCUCUACCCCAGCAACAGCAACAGCAACAGCAGCAGAAACAACAGGCUGCUGAUCAAGAUCUUCUGAAGAAGCAACAAGACGUUAUACUGUUGCUACAACAGAUUACUCAAGAAAUCCCAAACGAGCAGCUGCAGAUCCUUGGUACCACCUAUGACAUCCAAAACAACAUCCAACAAUAUGAAAAUCCGAUUCUUGUCCAAUACUAUGUUGGCGCUGUACAGGCCGGUUUGGUUCAGCCAAAAGGCACUGCCUAUUCGAGUUCCAUCAGCCAGCUUCGCAAGGAAGUUUCCCUCCUGCACAGAAUCUUAUUAGGCACUAAGAACUACCCGACGUUACUGGCAACCGCCGCAUGGGCCCGCGUUCACGUUAAUGAACAACAAUUCCUCAAGGCUUUCAUUGGAGCCGUUCUUCAGCAUCCGGAGACGCAGGGUGUCGUUCUGCCGCCUCUGUACGAAAUCAUUCCUCAGCAUUAUUUUGAUGCUAGGAUUAUCCAAGAAGCCCAGAACAUUGCUAUACAAGGUGUUUCACAAGGUGUUGCACAAGGCUACAACCAAGUUGUAAUUCCUGUUAACUAUUCCGCCCAAUUGUCCAACAGUGAACAACAACUUUCUUACUUCACGCAAGACGUCGGCCUCGCCAACUACUACGGCCUCGUGAAUCUCGCUGGAUAUUUGUUGCCGCACGGUCAGCAAACGCCUGCGCAACAACAAGGCAUUCAGAAUCAGGAAAGUCAAAUUGGUCAGGGAUCUAUUUACUAUUAUCUUCACCAACAACUGCUGGCUCAUUACGAACUGAACCGUCUCUCGAACGGAUUGGGUCCAAUCCAGGACAUCGACUACGACAACGUACAAGCACCGUAUCAACCGCACCUCCGUCACACAAACGGACUCGAAUUCCCUGGACGCCCUCAGAAUCUGCAGCUCAGCCCUAAAAACGACAAACUUAUCCAGACUGUCAGGAAGAUUGAACAAAGAUUGAUCGAAGCUAUUGAUUCUGGACAUGUCAUCACUCCGCAAGCCGCCUUCCUCUCUCUUUAUCAGCCGCAAGGUUUGAACAUUCUUGGAGAACUUAUUCAAGGAACCGGCAGAAGUGUUAACCCAAGAUACUACGGCAGUCUUCAAGCCGCCGCGCGUCAACUUCUCGGCAAUGCUCCCGAAGCACAGAAUAUCUACGAUUACACUCCUUCCGUUCUCGAAUUGGGACAAGUUGCUGUUCGCGACCCAGCUUUCUAUCAGCUUUACCAGAACGUUAUUCAACUGUUCAAACAAUACCAAAACUCUUUGCCCGCGUACCAAUAUAACGACAUCCUCUUGCCUGGCGUCAGCAUCCAGGACGUUCAAAUCAGCCCACUGGUAACUCUCUUCAACAAUUACUAUGUUGAUCUCGAUGCAGUUACACAGCAGCAAGUCGGCCAACAACAACAAGUCGGUCAACAACAGCAAGUCCAACAACAACAACAACAACAACAGCUUCAGCAACAGCAACAGCAGCAUCAACAACAACAGCAACAACACAUCCAAGCGCAAGUGAAGAGAUUAGACCACAAACCCUACGAAUACCAGAUCACUGUUCAGAGCGAGCAGAACGUCCCUGAUGCCGUUGUCCGCGUCUACUUGGGACCGAAAUACGACUAUAAUGGCAAACCCAUCAGCAUUUCUCAACACAGGCACCAAUUCGUCGAACUUGACCAAUUCAUAACUAACCUUCAACAAGGACAGAAUGUCAUCGUUAGACAAUCCCAGCAGGCACCAGGCCAGAGCCACGACUGGCCGUCUGUUCAGGAAAUUCAACAGGGUGUCAACAAUGCUAUUAAUGCCCAAGAACCAUACUAUAUCACCCAGCCACAGCAGCUAUUCGGUUUCCCAGCUAGGCUGGCUCUUCCCAAGGGUCAACAAGGUCAAGGACUCCCCGUUCAGCUGUUGGUUGUGAUCUCUCAACCGGGACAACAAAACGUGCCCUACGGACCGGUGGUCCCAGAACAAUAUCAGACCUACCAACAAAGCCAAUAUCAAGUAGUUGGUACCGAGGAUUAUCAACAGAUCCAGCACCAAGCUGGCAAAGUAGUCGGUGUGAAACAGACUGUGGAGGUUGUACCAGAAACUCUGCCGAUCAAUCAGCAACAGAAUCAAGUUGUAAGGAACCAUGUUGCUAACCUCUACACUCAACAACACGGACAGUACCCGUACACGCACUCUCAGUACCAAGUAGGUCAAGGACAGGGAUAUAACGUCUACGGUGUGCAAGGCCAGCAUGGACAACAGGGACAAUGGGGACAACAAGGACAACGUGGACAAAACAUCCAAGGACAGCAACAAUGGAGUCAACAUCAGGGUAUCUACCAAGGACAGCAGGGACAGAAUCAACACGGCCAACAAAGUACAGUAGGAGUCCAAGGUGGAGUACCAAUUGGUGUACAUGGCUUGCAACAGGGUAUCCAUGGAAUCCAAGGAGUGCAGUCAGGUGUACAAGGUUUACAAGGUUUACAAGGUAUCCAAGGUGUACAAGGUGUCCAAGGUGCGCAAUACUCCCAGGGAAACCAAGGCGUCCAGAGUGGUAUUCAGCAUGGAAUCCAGGGCAAAUACCCCGUUACCUAUCAAGGACAGAGCCAACAACAGCAAGGAUUGGGUGUAGGAUAUACCGGUAGCGGCCAAUAUCACGCCGGUGGUUUCCAAAACAUCCUGGGUCAAAGUCAAGGACAAAAAACUCAGGACGCGUCCGUCAGCCAAUAUUAUCAGAAUAAGCACAUCUCUGAAAUCAUCGGUGGAGCUAUCUCUCUCGACGGUAAACCUCUUGGCUACCCGUUGGACAGACCCUUGACCCCCGGUGCCCUUUCCGUGCCUAAUCUCUAUGUUCAAACCGUCCACAUUCAGCAUGAAGGCCAGCCCACCAACGAAGUGCAAUAUCAGUGAAAUGUUCCUAUAAAUCAGAUAUAAUAGAUGUAUGAUAUCGUUAGAUAUUACGAUGCUUGACCAAAAGCUAUUUUUUCAUCCAAUGUAAAAAAAAAGAUUUGUCAGUUUAUUGUAGCAAAUGCAAUUAAUAAAUUGCCCUAAAACGCAAA
Molecule: messenger RNA, 3142 nt
Organism: Temnothorax curvispinosus
Lineage: Eukaryota; Metazoa; Arthropoda; Insecta; Hymenoptera; Formicidae
Gene: Hex110
Product: hexamerin-like
Exons: 7
Coding region: 39-2993 (984 amino acids)
Source: RefSeq, a predicted model, not a curated record